Messenger RNA from Hemibagrus wyckioides, 4601 nucleotides. Its product is annotated as plakophilin-4-like. Gene Ontology annotation, molecular function: cadherin binding. The transcript is spliced from 22 exons. NCBI's taxonomy places the organism in Eukaryota, Metazoa, Chordata, Actinopteri, Siluriformes, Bagridae. The record is from RefSeq and is a predicted model, not a curated record. Gene Ontology annotation, biological process: cell-cell junction assembly; cell-cell adhesion. Bases 521 to 3907 code for a protein of 1128 amino acids. Gene Ontology annotation, cellular component: nucleus; plasma membrane; adherens junction.
CUGCCUGCCUGCCGUUUUCAAUCCAAGUCCCAUCUUAUUUACUCAGAGACAGUAAGGGAGAGGGGUGAGCGUUCUCGCACUUUCCACCCCACUUUUUUUUCCUUCUUCUUCCUUUACUUCCUCACUGGCACUUGGUCAAAUUUCCUGUUGUUGACUUGAAGCAGUGCUCCAUCAGCAAGCACCUGGGCAUGUCACUUCCUCUUUCCUCAAGGAACAGCGCUGGUCUCUGAACAGGAGCGAAGAACAGGGACACUGAACAGCAUGGCUCCCCUGGAAUUCUGGCUUUCACUCGAGCUUUUUCAGACUGUAAACUAAUCCCUCUCGAAGUUCAGCGAGGGCUGAAGUGACACAGAGAGGGGGGGUAGGAGGGGUAGGGGAGUGGUCUGAUGAGGUCUCUGUGUGAGAAGAGGGAGGUUUGUGUUUGUCUGCUUCUGUGGGGUGUUUGAGCACUUCAGGGGUUUUGCCGCGAUCCUUUGGAGGAAUCCUUCAGCUGUAAGCAUGCCGGUGUGCGCAACUAGAAAUGAGUACAGCCAGAGAGCUCCAGUUUGAGAGGCUGACCCGGGAGCUGGAGGUGGAGCGACAGAUUGUGGCCAAUCAGCUGGAAAGAUGCCGACUGGGGGCGGAGUCACCGGGAGCUGCGAGUGGCAGUUCCUCUGAGAAGUCCCUUCACUGGAGACCCACAGAUGUGUCAAGUUCUGCUGAUGCCAAGUCUGUCAGGGAGCAGCUGUCACUGUGCUCACCGGAGCAGAGCUCUCUGCAAGAAAGUGAGGGGUCUGUUGGGAACUCGCGCAGUUCCACUCAGAUGAACUCGUAUUCUGACAGCGGCUACCAGGAUGCAGGCAGCUACUACAGCAGCCAGAACACGGGAAGGACGGAUGUGCGGCUGCAGCACUCGUACCCGAGCAGUGGUCCCGUUGCCGGCGGUACGCUCCUGAGGAACUCCAGGGCAGAGGGUCAGGCAUCCACCCAGAUGUCUGGAGGUGUCAGCGGGCCGAUUCCGGGACGAGCCAUGCGGCGUGUGAGCUCAGUACCAUCAAGGACACAGUCACCCGCCUACAGCACUAGCAUCUCUCCUUUGCGUGGGUCAUUGCGGGCAUCGCCAGGCAGUGCUUACGGCUCGCCCAUCGUGACCGAGCCUAAGCCGCUGCCCAGCAUCUUCUCCAGCAGCACCCUGCCCAACUCCCAGCGGGCCAGCUCUCCAUUCUCAGCCCAAAGGAACUCACCCUCCACCCUGCGCAGGAUGGGCUCAGGCACCAGCGCCAGCCGUACCACCUCGCCCUACUCAGGGCGUCUGGGCUCACCGCUCAGCGGGGCAGGGGAAGAAGGACAAGCGGCAUCUGGCUCGUCUCCGGUGCGAACAGGAAUGACAGCCGUGCCGCAGCAUUAUGGGACGACAUUACCAAGGACGCUGCUGCACGAGGGCUCCGAUCCCUACAGCACACACUCGUAUGAGAUCUAUGAGAGGAUGGUGCCACCGCCGGACAGCCUGACAGACGCCUUGAUCGAUGACGUUCCAGGUCUACGAGCGUCCUUUGCGAGUCAACACAGUCCCCAUGGAGCUGAUCUACGAUCAGCUGUGAGUCCAGACCGCCAUAUUGGUCCCAUCUACGAAGACCGAACUUUUCAUGGGCCUCUGUACCGCAGCCCCAGCCACAUUACACACUCACCACUCUACAGAUCGCCUUCAGGCGUGGGGAACCUGCAGAGGAGCUCCAGCCAGCGCAGCAACAUGACCUACCAAAGAAGCAACAACUACACAGCGGUGACCUAUUCUGACCCGUACCGGCCCGGCCCAUACCGACCCUCUGAGGGCGCCUUCUCUCGGCAUGGCAUCGGCAUCGACGACGGAGCCAUCCGCUCUCCCUCCAUCGACAGUAUUCAGAAAGACCCCAGAGAGUUUGCAUGGAGAGACCCAGAGUUGCCAGAGGUGAUUCACAUGCUGCAGCAUCAGUUCCCCUCUGUGCAGGCCAACGCCGCAGCUUACCUACAGCACCUGUGUUUCGGAGAUAACCGCACUAAGACCGAGGUGUGUCGGCUGGGUGGGAUCAAGCACCUGGUCGAUCUGCUGGACCACAAGGUCGUGGAGGUGCAGCGGAAUGCCUGCGGCGCUCUGAGGAAUCUGGUGUACGGCAAAGCCACCGACGACAACAAGAUCGCUGUGAGAAACGCCGGGGGCGUGCCGGCUCUGCUCCGCCUACUGAGGAAGACUGUGGACGCAGAAGUGCGAGAGAUCAUCACAGGGGUCUUGUGGAACCUGUCCUCCUGUGAUGCAGUUAAGAUGACAAUCGUCCGCGAUGCCUUAACAACUCUGACCAACACUGUGAUCAUUCCCCACUCGGGCUGGAGCAGCUCGUCCUACGACGACGACCACAAGCUCAAAUUCCACUCGUCACUCGUGCUGCGCAACACCACCGGCUGCCUGAGGAACCUGAGCUCAGCGGGAGAGGAGGCCAGGAAGCAGAUGCGUUGCUGUGAAGGGCUCGUCGACUCGCUGCUCUACGUCAUUAAAGCCUGCGUCAGCACCGCUGACUUCGACAGCAAGAUUGUGGAGAACUGUAUUUGCACUCUGAGGAAUCUCUCGUACCGGUUGGAGCUGGAGAUGCCGCCUUCACGGCUGGUAGACAAUCAGGAGACGGAUGGGUUGCUGGGGUCAGAGUCUCCCAGUAAAGAGGUAGACUACAGCUGCUGGGGGAGGAAGAGGAAGAAAAAGAGGAAGAGUGUACAGGAGGAGCAGUGGGAUGGUGUGGGACCGAUCCCCGGUUUCUCCAAGUCUCCUAAAGGUGCCGAGAUGCUGUGGCACCCUGCAGUAGUGAAGCCAUACCUCACGCUACUGGCCGAGAGCUCCAACCCCGCAACACUAGAGGGCGCUGCCGGCUCACUGCAGAACCUUUCAGCUGGCAACUGGAAGUUCUCAGCAUAUAUCCGUGCAGCAGUGCGAAAGGAGAAAGGUUUGCCCAUACUUGUGGAGCUGCUGAGGAUGGAUAAUGACCGUGUGGUAUGUUCUGUAGCCACAGCCCUCAGAAACAUGGCACUGGACGUCAGGAAUAAGGAGCUGAUCGGGAAGUAUGCCAUGCGGGAUUUGGUGAACCGGCUGCCUGGAGGAGGCACCACUCAGCUGUCGGAUGAGACAGUAGCGGCUAUUUGCUGCACGCUUCACGAGGUGUCCAGUAAAAACAUGGAGAACGCCAAAGCGCUCGCUGACACGGGAGGCAUUGAGAAACUCGUCAACAUCACCAAGGGACGUGGAGAGAGGUACUCGAUGAAGGUGGUGAAGGCUGCAGCACAGGUGCUCAACACACUGUGGCAGUACCGAGACCUGCGCACUAUCUACAAGAAGGAUGGCUGGAAUCAGAAUCAUUUCUUGACUCCCGUGUCCACGCUGGAGAGAGAGCGCUUCAAAUCUCAGCCCACGUUACCAUCAAACUCCCUGCAGAUGUCUCCAGUCAAUAAAACAGCGGGUAGCACCACCUCGUCUCCAGCCGUGUUGGGGAUUAAAGAGCAGCGCUCUGAUUACCAGAGGACACAGCCACCUAUGCAAUUUUAUAACUACCAAGGAGACAGCAGUGUGCAUAAAACCCCAUACACAGGGUCAGUGAAAUCAUCUCCGUAUUAUCUCAGCUCUUACUCCUCACCCAGCAGAGAAGAAGCCAGGAGAGGCCAGCAGCACAUAUAUUACGCAGAUGAGACUGGCCGAAGGGGCUACGAGCCGUAUCGGACAUACGUGCAGUCGCCGCAGGGAUACGAUGACCCGUACCUGGAGGAGACGGUGCAGUACUCGACUACAGACUACCCCACACAGCCUCACACACUCAAAGCCACCACCAACUACGUGGACUUUUACUCCAGCACACGCAGAGCCUCGUACCGCACUGAUCAGUACCCGGGCUCGCCAGACUCCUGGGUAUAGAGACAAAAAAUAUGAACCGACAGCACCCUCAGUACUGUGUCUGAUAUGAACAGCGAUGGAUUCUGAACGUGGCUGAUGGGAAAGAGGAAAAGAGCCAAAGAAGGAAAAGAAGCAAAGUGUGUGUUUUAUCCAUGGAAGCAGAAAGAAAGUAGAAUUAAGAAUGUGUCUGUGUGUGUGUGUGUGUGUGUGUGUGUGUGUGUGUGUGUGUGUGUGUGCGUGCGUGCGUGCGUGCGUGCGCUGUAGACCAGAGUUCUGCUCUGAUUUUAUUUUCUUAUGGUAGUGCAGGUGACGGUGGCUUGAGGAAGCAGUUUGCGAGGUGCAGAAAGGUUUGCGUCAGAGAAUCAGACAGGGAAAUGUGUAUGAAUUUAGACUGAAAUCAAUCAUGAAAUCAUGAAACUUGUAAAAAAAAAAAGAAAUAAUGAUGAUAAUAUUAAUAACAAUAAAUAAUGACCUUAAGACAUUAGCUUAAACAGAGGGAACAAAACCAUGUACGUAAUUCUCGUCAGGAUUGUGAAUGCCUCUGCGUCUUGUACAUUUCCUUCAGAACACUGUAAAUACAGAAAAUACAGUGCCACAUUAAAGAGAUGUAGAAAUCUAUAAAUAUACAGAGCUAAAUGCAGAAAGGCUGCAGGCCUGGCACCAUGAUAUUACAGUCUAUCUGAAGUAAUAAAAAUUCAUCUUUGUUUUUUAGAAA